Messenger RNA from Zootermopsis nevadensis, 3193 nucleotides. RefSeq names its product prefoldin 5 (gene Pfdn5). Gene Ontology annotation, biological process: RNA polymerase I assembly; RNA polymerase II core complex assembly; RNA polymerase III assembly. Gene Ontology annotation, cellular component: prefoldin complex; cytoplasm. The record is from RefSeq and is a predicted model, not a curated record. NCBI's taxonomy places the organism in Eukaryota, Metazoa, Arthropoda, Insecta, Blattodea, Termopsidae.
UAACAAAUGUUGGUAUCCCUGAAGAUUAUGUUCAAGGAACCGAAAAAAUGGCGACGAAAGAGGAGUCUGUAUUUCCGCAGGUCGGGCAGCAAAUUGAGUUAUCGAACUUGAGUCUUCAGCAACUCACGCAAUUGAAACAGCAGUUGGAUCAGGAGAUACACGUUUUCCUAGAGACAUCACGAACUUUAAAAAUGGCACAGACGAAAUUUCAAGAUUCAAAUGACUGCUUGGAGAAGAUAACACCAGACUCAGAAGGAAAAAACAUUAUGGUGCCACUAACGGGAUCUAUGUAUGUACCUGGGAGAGUAGCAAAUGGAAAGUCUGUCAUCAUAGACAUUGGAACUGGUUAUUUCAUACAGAAGGAUAUUGAUGGAGCCAAAGAUUAUUUUAAACGUAAAGUCAGUUUUGUGGGAGAGCAGAUCGAGAAGAUAAUGCAGGUGUCUGUGGAGAAGAGUAAAUUAAAUAAAGUUGUGGCACAGAAGAUACAACUUCAGCUACAGGCACAGUUAAGCUCUCAGCAGCAGAGCCAACAGCAGGAGGCUACCAAAUCAUAACCACUCACAUUUCAUCUGCUUUUGUGCACAAAUACAAGCAAGAAAUGAAAAAAUAUAUACACCUGGUAAUGUAGAAGGAACAUAAAUUUGGUUUAUGCAAAGGAUUUUUGUUAACCAUGAUUUAUUCCAUUAUAUGAUACAAUCUUCCAACAUCUGUUUAUGAAUACUCUUAGUGCUAAUUUUUGUAUAGAACUGUAUUUAUAACAUAUAAAUGGUACACCAAAACCAAUAAUAGUUUCAGUUUGGUACACAUUGCUUCAUUCUAUGUUUAAAGUCUGAAUUCAUUAAUAAUUCUUUAAAUACUUCAUUAGUGAUCUAAUUAUUAAAAAGUGACUGAAUUAUCAUGACAUUUUGGUAAAAAUAUUUUUAUAUCUUUGUGCUUUUAAAAGUAUCACAUUCAUCUCUCUUUUCUCCUUGUCCACUUCAAGAUAGGGUGUCUUAGUUUAACUAGCACAGUCUUCAAAUCUUUGCAACAUUAUAAGAAUGAUAAUAUGGAAAGAGUUGUCAGAAUAGAAUGUUGAAAAAGUGAGGACAUACAUAUAAGAAAGAAGAUUUUCACACUCAUUUACAGCCAAGAAAGUUCAUAUAUCUGAUCAGAGGUGAAGAUCUCUGGAAAAUCUAGAUAUAAGACUACAAUUCUGGGAGUGAGGUAAACAUAUUGUAAAGUUUCUAAUAGUUCAGAUUCCCAGGUACUUAAUGUUGUAGUCUGCUGGUUGUCAAGACUGGUUAUUAGAAAUAGGCAAUAAUGAAAGUUUAACACGGAUGUCCUCAAAGAAAAGUGAAAUGUGAUAAUUAUUAUGUUCCAAUGUAACUGCAAAAAUUGUUAAUUUACCUAUUAUUGCAUAUGAUUUUUCUAUAUUUGACAUUAAAUUAUUUGGGCAUUAAGAGGAGUAAAUUCUUGUUAUAAGGAAUAUUUAUAUAAGACCAAAAUUUUAGGAAUCCUGUUUUAUUUGAUUUAUCUGUAUAGUUUUAUUUCAUCACGACUGAUUCGAAGGUUUAAUGUUGACUUAGCCUGUACAUGUUAUUUGAUAGUCAAUAUAGGAAAUUAAUUACAACCUUACAAUAUCUAUAUAUAAUAUCUUACCUCUUAUGCCACUUUCAAAUAAAAUACAUGGCUGGUUUUGAUUUAUGUUACCAGAAGAACACUCAAAAUCCAAUAUGUUGUUUGAAACUGUUCUGACCCAUAUAGGUUAUUUUAACAAUUAUAUAAAGAUAUAAAUUAUAUGUGUAAUACAGUCAAUUACAAAACUACACGUUACUCUUUUCUAAUGUGAAAUAUUUUGUUGUAAAAUUAAGACUUCAGAAAUUGUUGAUUAAAUUCCUUUUGAGUAUGAGAUGUAAGUACUUAUCAGCUUUAAACAUUACUUCAGUCUUACGGACUGUUCAUUCUUUUUAAAUAAUUUUUCUUGGCAGCACCAUUGCAAUAUUAGUAGGGUAAUGCAGGCCAUUUAGGUGCAUUACAAAUUACAAGAUAAACACAGGUACAGCACAGUCACAUAUUGAAAUUAGCCUCUCUAAUCGUUUUAUCAUAUAAGACAGUAGAUUUUCUUGUACAAGAAUAAGUAUAAAUAUAUUUUAUUUCAGAAACAUCUUUUUUUACCUGAAAUUCUUAAAAUUUGGUAGCCUGAGCAAUUUCACUCCCACUUCACUAAUUUUUUUCUUUGGAUUUUUAAUUUCAGACUAAUUAAGCAUACUCGGAACAAUUUGUUGUUCUUUGUAAUGAAUUAUUCUCUGGCUACCAACCGUGUCUGUGUCAGGUGGUUGAAUGGAGAAAGAAUAGUGUUUUCUCCAACUACCUGACAGCUGGUAACUUGAGAAUAAUUUAUUAUACUUACUUGCCAUGAAAGCUUCAGAUUAUUGUUGUUCUUUGCUUCCAAGCAUAUUUGUGCUUUGCAAAACCAUCAUUAUGCACAAGUCAUUCACAUUUCAACAGUAACACAGAAGAACUAAAACUGUUACUCUUUGGAGCAUGUGUGACUGAGAAACUGUACAGUACUGACAUGGCAUGUUUUUUUACUUCAUACUUCCAGCCAAAUAUGAAAUUAAAUAUGCAUCUGUAGAAAGUUCUCUAAAACCUCAACUAUGUUCAGAAUGACCUCCAAAACCAAAUUAUAACAAAUAGCUUCAUCCACGAUGGUUUACAUCUUGCUCAAAAUUGUUCCACUUGGAGGUUCUGUCCAGCAUUCCAACCACUUCACAAGUGCCAAUUGUGACCCUGUGUAAAUCUCUCCAUCCCGCCAGAGGUCCAUGUGGAACAUUCUGUGGAUGUUCAGUUCUGCAGGGUGGAUCUCCCCAUAUUCUCCAACAACAAACUGAUGUAUUUUUUCACCGUCAUUCUGGCCUGAUCUUAUCGAUUGUACAUUAUCUCGUGACAGCCAUGUACAAGCUUGCACCUCCUUAGAGUCUAACUAUAAGAAAAUGAAGAUAACAUAUAAAUUCUUCACAGAGUAUAAACAUUUGCCUUGAAAGCAAUUUAUUUUCUAUUUCUUUAAAAUGUGAUAUUGUGAAACUUUUCUGUAGUGGUAGGUGGUAUAACAUACUGGUACAUCUCACAUUUCAAUACCAUUGAGUAUCAGUCAUUAAUGUUUACUCCAGAACUGUUACUUAUUAAAGAUUAAAACUGAUAGUUCCUUUUGAGA